This is a messenger RNA of Quercus robur (English oak), 1101 nucleotides long. RefSeq names its product GDSL esterase/lipase 2-like. The record is from RefSeq and is a predicted model, not a curated record. The coding region runs from base 1 to 1101 and encodes 366 amino acids. Gene Ontology annotation, molecular function: hydrolase activity, acting on ester bonds. The transcript has 5 exons. Lineage: Eukaryota; Viridiplantae; Streptophyta; Magnoliopsida; Fagales; Fagaceae.
AUGAUGAUCAGUUUAAGGUUCCAUCUUUGCUUCUUGGUUUUGCAUGCAAGCAUUAGUAUCCAGACAACCCAAUGCCAUGGUGAAAUCUGCCUGCCAAAGAAUCAUGUUGCCUUAUUCAUUUUUGGGGAUUCAGAAGUGGAUGCUGGAAACAAUAACUACAUCAAUACCACUACUGAUUUCCAGGCAAAUUAUUCACCUUAUGGGGAAAACUUCUUCAGCAUUAUUGCGGCUGAGUAUGCAAAAUUGCCACUACUUCUACCAUAUCUACAACCUGGUUAUAAACGGUAUAUUGAUGGGGCUAAUUUGUAUCAAUUGGAGCUGGUGUUCUUGAUGAAACUCGUAAAGGAUUGUUUGCUUUUCUUACUCCCUCCAUAUCAGGUCAUAAGCCUAAACACUCAACUCAAUUAUUUCAACAAAGUGGAGACUCUGUUGAGGCAUGAAAUAGGUAAAAAAGAAGCAAAGGCGUUGGUGGUCAAAGCUGUUUACUUUUAUAGCAUAGGAAGCAUCGAUUAUUUUGUGCCCUUUACCACAAACCCCAGUUUGCUUCAAACCUACUCUGACGAAGAAUACGUAAAUAUGGUGAUUGGCAACUUGACGACUGUGAUCAAAGAAAUGUAUAAGAAAGAAGGAAGAAAAUAUGUAUUCCUUAGCUUGGCACCAUGGGGUUGUACCCCACUUUUUAAAGCAUUAGAACCGGGAAAAACAGGUGAAUGCAUCGACGGACUUACAACAAUAGUAAAACUACAAAACAAAGCACUUUUUGAAGUCCUUCCAAAGCUAGAGAGAGAGCUCAAAGGAUUCAAAUAUUCAAUAGCCGAUUUCUACACUUUUCUAAUUGAAAGAAUUAAUAACCCUUCAAAAUAUGGUUUCAAAGAAAGGAAGAUUGCAUGUUUUGGAACUGGUCCAUACAGGGGAAUUCCCAGUUGUGCAGGAAAGAGAUCAGUCAAAGAGUACGAAUUAUGUGCGAAUGUUAGUGACUAUGUGUUCUUUGACUCUGCUCACUUUUCCGAAAAGGUCUACCAACAAUUUGCAGAGCUACUUUGGAGUGGAACUCCCAAUAUCACUAGACCUUACAAUGUCAAAUCAUUGUUUGAACAUUGA